CCAUGACGCUGCUCGCUACUGCGCCUGCGCUAAAGGUAGACAGCUGAUAACUCAUCUAUUAUGCUACUUCGCUAAAUAAAAAUCUUCCUGAAAACUGAGCGGAGCUCGCCGUUGGAGGCACCGGAGGACCGAAAAACAAAGUCGUGCGAUGGGAGUUUGUCUUAUUGAAGGAAACAUUGAGCUCCAGAAUCAACAUCAACAACUGAACUGAUCACACACCAACCCACACCGUGUGCCCUCACACACACACACACACACACCCUCAGACCACAGGGGGAGUUGUUUUUUCACCUUAGGGUCAGACACUGCCGUCCCACAGUGUAUUGCUGUGUCCCCGUCGUCCACCAUGUCGGACGCCCCUGAGGCUGCACCCCCCAGCCCCCCUACCCCCACCAACCCGCCCCCACCUGAAGUCACAAAUCCCACCAAACCUGGCAGGAAGACCAACCAGCUGCAGUACAUGCAGAACGUGGUGGUGAAGACUCUGUGGAAGCAUCAGUUCGCCUGGCCUUUCUACCAACCUGUCGAUGCCAUCAAACUCUGCCUGGCGGACUACCACAAGGUCAUCAAGAACCCGAUGGACAUGGGAACCAUCAAGAAACGUCUGGAGAACAAUUAUUAUUGGAGCGCCAGUGAGGCCAUGACAGACUUCAACACCAUGUUCACCAACUGUUACAUCUACAACAAGCCCACAGAUGACAUCGUCUUGAUGGCACAGGCCUUGGAGAAAAUCUUCCUGCAGAAAGUUGCUCAGAUGCCUCAAGAAGAAGUCGCUCUGCUGCCUCCAGCUCCCAAAGGAAAGAACAAGAGCAAACAGCCUGCUGCUGCCACUACAGUGAGUCAGCAGGCGGAAUCUUCAGCCUCCCCUCCCCCCUCAUAUCCGUCCCCAUCUCCCUCUCAGACUCCUGUCAUCUCGACCACGCCCACACCUGUCCAGACAACGCCCCCUGUUUCUGCACCACAGCCCCCGACAACCAUGAUGCCAUCUGCACAGCCUGUUGUCAAGAAGAAAGGUGUGAAAAGGAAAGCCGACACCACCACUCCUACCACGUCGGCCAUAUCUGCUGGGCGUGCAGACUCUCCGUCCGCCCAGGACAACAAACCAGCCAAACUAGGCUCAUCAAGACGCGAGGCUGCCGCCCGUCCAGCAAAGACCCGCAGAGAGACGGUUGAGGAGCUAGCAGGUGGUGAGGUGGGAGCUGGUGCAGGGGCAGUCGGGGGGAGGAAAGGCAGUAAGCUGGGUGAGCAGAUGAAGCACUGCGACGCCAUCCUGAAGGAGAUGCUUUCUAAGAAACAUGCAGCAUACGCCUGGCCUUUCUACAAGCCAGUGGAUGCAGAGGCGCUGGAGCUGCAUGACUACCAUGACAUCAUCAAACACCCCAUGGACCUCAGCACUGUUCGGAAAAAAAUGGACAAAGGAGAGUACAGUGACCCUCAAAGUUUUGCAACUGACGUCAGGUUAAUGUUCUCCAACUGUUACAAGUACAACCCUCCAGAUCACGAGGUGGUGGCAAUGGCCCGCAAGCUGCAGGAUGUAUUCGAGAUGCGUUUUGCCAAGAUCCCAGAUGAAGGCUUGGAGGCAUCAGUCCCAUCUACAACCCCAUUGGUCAGUAAAAGCACCGCCUCCUCUGACAGCAGCAACAACUCCUCCUCCGACGAAUCAUCAGACUCAGAGGAGGAGAGAGCCACGCGAUUGGCUGAGCUACAGGAGCAGGUUGGUGCUGCCGACCAAUCACAGUUGAAGGCAGUGCACGAGCAGCUGGCCGUCCUGUCCCAGGCUCCAGUCAGCAAGCCAAAGAAGAAGAAAGAGAAGAAAGACAAGGAGAAGAAGAAGGAGAAGGAAAAAGAUAAAGGGAACAAAGGCAAGAUGGAGGAAGAGAAGAAGCCCAAGGCUGCUGCUCAGCAGCCUAAACCAGCCAAUCAGAAGAAAGCGCCAGCCAGGAAAGCAAACAGCACGGUGACCGCCACUAGGCAACCUAAGAAAGGUAGUAAAGCCUCUGGCUCGGCCAAUGGAGACGAUGGUGAGGAGUCAUCCCUGCCGAUGUCAUAUGACGAGAAACGCCAGCUGAGUUUGGAUAUAAACAGGUUGCCAGGGGAGAAGCUGGGCCGCGUCGUCCACAUCAUCCAGUCAAGAGAACCAUCGCUGAGGGAUUCCAACCCCGAUGAGAUCGAGAUUGACUUUGAAACCCUAAAACCCUCCACACUCAGAGAGCUAGAGCGCUAUGUCAAAUCCUGCCUGCAGAAGAAGCAGAGGAAACUACUGCAGAAGGCAGCAGGAGGUGGGGCCUCAGGAGGCGGGGCUAGUCGUUUGAGUGGCAGCUCUUCUUCCUCCUCUGAUGACAGCUCCUCAACAGGAACCUCCUCUUCCUCCGACACGGACUGAACACGCAUAAACACAUACAUGUUACUGAACACACACACAGAGGUUUAUCCACUUGACAUACACACAAACUCAUCCAUAGAGUUAACACAUGCAGAUACAGACUAUCACACACAUCUAUGUAAACUUCCAUGCUGAACAAACACCCACACAAGCAAAGACAGAUUCACACUCUGAACUUCUGACAACACACCUCUACACCCAUGCACACACACACACACACACACACACACACGCAUACACAUACACAGGCCCAGACUUGGAGACUGUAUGUAAAUAGGCUGACCUGUUUUUUAGCUCCUAGUGUUUUUUUUUUUCUUUUCUUUUCUUUACUUUCUCGAGAAAUGCAAAAUGAUGGAAGAGAAGAAGAAGAAAGCAACAAUUUUCCAUGGAAGUGAAGAAGAAUAUAGGAGGAAGACAUGGUAGAAAGACAGGCAACCUGUCUGUCUGGGAGAAGCUUUGAUCUUUUCUGAAUAUAUGUUGCUGUCAUGAAGGCUUUCUUCUUCUCCUUUUUGUUGGACAGCUGGCUGUGACCCCAUACCUCUAAAAACAUUCCAGAAGCAUCUAAAGAGCAUCAUUGGAGAGGAGUAGGUGAUCUCAUUGGGUUUUACUCCAAACUGUGCUUGCAUAUUAGUUGAACAGAAGUCGAGCAUCCUCAAAGUUUUGUCUAAAGGUUGAAAACGCCUGUAAAGACCCAUACUCAUCAUGGGACUCACAGUCAAUGCUAAAACCUGGGAAGUAAAGGAAAUUUCAUGAACGAACCAGUUGCUUUUAUAUAAUUUUCACCUGGUCCAUAGUAAAUCUGUCAUGAGUAAAACUCUAAAACAUCAGACUGGAAAUAAUACAACAAUUUAAAAAAUGUUAAAACAUCAAGUUGUUACAUGUCGUUAUUUUCAGGACUCAACAUAUAAAUUCAAAGCAAAGACGCGGAUUUAUGCAAAAGAUACAAAAGAGACAUAGAUCAGUCACCUCAUUGCAUGGGUAGAUUAUUUUUAAAUCUUUGUAACAAUUUUAAGUUUCCUUCUUUUUUUUCAUCUUUUUUUAAUAGAAGAAAAUCCUGGGGACUGUUUUAAGUAUGAUCUGCAGAGAAGGUAAAAGUUGUGUCUGUAGAUUAAAAAUCACCGGUUUGGGUCCUAAAGUUAGAAGGUUUAAGUAUAAACCCUCUGAGAGCGAACCUGUCCUUCGCUGGUCCCACAACAAAAAUUCACAACCUACUGUCUGUCCCUGGGGUCAACAGUGAGUGGGUGGGGGGGGGGGCCAGGAACCCCCCACCACCAAGCGCCAGCUCUGACAGCUUAGAGUGAGAAUUUUUUUUUUUAACACUACAUUUCCUUUAUUUUUCAGUUUUAUGAUUUUUCAGGUUGUGUGCGGAACUUGUGUCUUCUAAGGUUCUCUAUAUAAAAAUGUCUUUGUAGCGCUGUCCUGUCUUCUCCCCACCCCCAAACAAAACCACUCAUACUGUGCAGCCCCCACCCAACCCCAGACCUCAUUAAAACUGAGGACUAAGCAGACGUCAUGUUUUUGGUGGUUUAGAUGUCUUGGUUUAAAUUAAAAUUAAAAUUGUUUGAGCCGACUUUUCUGGAAGAGUAUGAAGGUUCGAUCUUCAACAAAAGUUGAAACAAAAAUAAAAGCUUUCAGAAAUGUUUCUCCCAGAGAAGUUGCAACUGUGUGAAACGACACAAAUCCAUCACUGUUAUAUAUUCUAUGAGAAAAACAGCUAUUUUAUUUUUAUAGUAACUUUACUCUUUGAAAGUCCUAAAUAAAAACAAACUCUCAUUACAAGAAGGCAAAUUCUAGAUUACAUUUUUUUUCUCUGGUAUGACAAUGAAAAGAAAUAUUUCACAAAAAAAAGUGAAACAAAACUUGAUGCAAACUUUUUAAAGCUGCAGAAGGUAGAAGGUUUUCAAAUUAAAAUAUAAUGUAAUGAGGGAACUUUUUUUUAAUGAUCAAAAUGUAAUAAACUGUAAUCCAGUUUACUGUAUAUUUAAGCACCAGUUCAACUUUGAGCUUUAAUUUUAAGUCUUUUUACAUGUUUAUUGAAGCAGAAAUAUGUCCGCUCUGAUUGAGCAAUAGAUUCAAUUCAGUGUGACUGACGCUUUCUAAAUUGGAGAUGUUUGGGGUGAAAUCAAACUGAACUGUCAUGUGACUGCUGGAUGGCAGAUAGCCCAUUUUUGGUUUUGACCCCUGAUUUCUGGUUGUCCCUCUGAUGGUAUCAGACCAGCUGUAAUCUCCAGAAAUGGGUGAUUUUUCUGACUUGUGUUGCAGUCUGUUUUCAUUGGGUCUGGGGUCAAGAUGUGUUAAAAAUUAAAUUAAAAGAAAAGUUAGUUGAUAAAAAAACAAACAUGACCGAAAUCUACAACAACAUGCCCUGCACUGAUUGGUUUAGGUCUACGAGAGCUGUAGAAUGACAUCUUGUAAACCUUUAUAAUAGUGUCAUAAAGCUGUGCCACUUGAAAGUUUCCUUUUGCAGGGAGUUUUAUUUUUCCCACAUUUUGAACCCAUCAUUGUCCAACUAACAGGGUGGGGGUGCUACAGUAUUUUUCUUUUUCUUUCUGACCCCAGUUUCGUUUAUGUGUUGAUCUGGUUUUGCUGCAGUGCUGCUGAUCAGAUCAAUCAGUCUGAUCAAACCAAUCAGAUUAAAUCAUGUGACUUCUCUCAAACACACAGCUCACCUGUCAACCUGUCUGUCUCUCUGUCUGUCUGUUUACUGCUGUUUGUAUCACAGCAAAUUUAUUAAACUCAAAAGUUUUUUUAUGAUCACCCUCUGUUUGACUUUGAACUCCUGCGUACAGUAACAUUAGCAGUGAUGUGCUGAUUAACAAGACCCUUGUUGAAAUAGAUACAAUCAAAAUUCUGGAUAACGCUGCUGGACAGGGACUCAGGCUUUGUUUGUUCAUAUUAAGUGGAGAAGAUUGUUUUGCAGUCCAGGCUUCCUUCAGAUCUUGCUUUCUCCUCUGAGAUGAACAAAACCUCUCGUGUGCAGAUUAUUUGGGUUAAAGAUUCACAAUAAUCCCACUCUUGGUUAGUGAUGUAUUCAGGAAAGAAAACUUUGAAGUGGAAAUUUUGAUUGAUGGGAUAUUAAUCUCAUAAUUCUAAUAAUAAAUAUGAAUCCCUUUUUGUAUAAAGUAAAUCAAUGGACUUUAUUUUUUUAAAUCUAAUUUCAGACUGAAUCUGCUUGUUUUUCUCAAAGCUUUCAACCAAAUGUCAUGGCCUUCCUCAGCUGAUAGAACUGCUAAAUUGUCAUAAAGAUGGUUUAUUUGUUAUCAAAACUAAAAAGUGUUUUCUUUUGGUGUGUGUGAUUUUUUUAACUGUUGUGAGAUUGAAGAAACAUUUGGGAAAAGGAAUGCUGAACUUUAUUUUGGACAUUUUAAAGGCUAAUCUAUAAAUGAUAAAAAUGACAGAAUCAAUAAUGAAUGAUGAGCGUACACAUUUCCUCCAGGUGUGACUGACUGAUGGACAGACAGACAGUCGGACAGCUUGUUGCCACGGUAACCCUCUGUUUGUUUUUAGUUGAUGGUCGAGCUUUGAUGCUAAUAGUUAAUUUUUGUAUUUUAAUAAGAAAAAGGAAAAAAGUGAUUUUAUGUAUUUGCAUGCACUCCGGCCGUAUGUUCUUUCUUCCGUAUGUUUGAGCACUGUAUAGUAGCUGUAUAGUAGCUGUCUGAGGUUUAGACCGAACUCCGCUCAAUAGAGUAGAGACAGAGAGAGAGAGAGAGAGGACGAACCGACGAAAAACCAACAAGUGAAUUAUUUGAUGUAAUUACUGAUAUGGGAUCCUUAUUUUCUGAGUUCCUUUGUUUUCAUAAAUAAACAUAUAAACUGAAA
This is a messenger RNA of Labrus mixtus (cuckoo wrasse), 6202 nucleotides long. Its product is annotated as bromodomain-containing protein 3-like. The transcript is spliced from 12 exons. NCBI's taxonomy places the organism in Eukaryota, Metazoa, Chordata, Actinopteri, Labriformes, Labridae. Gene Ontology annotation, cellular component: nucleus; chromatin. The record is from RefSeq and is a predicted model, not a curated record. Bases 347 to 2383 code for a protein of 678 amino acids. Gene Ontology annotation, biological process: regulation of DNA-templated transcription; chromatin remodeling.